AUGAGCGCGCGCUCCGUGUCGCCGAAGGUGCUGCUCGAUAUAAGCUACAAGCAAACGCUGCCCAGCAUCAUGGAGCUGCAGCACAAUGUAAUUAAGCUGAUCCAAGAGGAGCAGCAGGCUUAUAUGCAGGCGGCCAGUGGACAUCACUACAUGCAGCAGCCUUCACCUGUGCAGCAAACACAACAACAACAGCAGCAACAACAGCAACAGCAGCAGCACUAUGCAGAUUAUGCGGCCUAUGGCAUCACAGAGCUGGAGGAGACAGACUACAACAUACCGAGCAGCGAGAUUUUGAGCACCAGUAGCAAUCACAGUGCACACAGCUCGGGCACGCCGCCCACACAGCCGCAUGGGCCGCCGAUGGAGCUGAACAAUAACAACAGCUGCCACACUUUUGCCCACCACCAGCAACCACAGCAAGAUGAACUGACCGCCUCCCACGAUUACAUUCUCAACGAACAUGGCAAGCGAGUGAGGAGUAGUAGCGACUACGCCAAUAGCCUACUCCAGCCGGAGCACAAGAAAUCGCUGGUGCAGCAACAACAGCCAAACGGAAACGGAUACAUGGACUACUUGCCCACCACAUUGGACGAGGUGGCCCAAGGGAAUCAGAACAGCGCUUGCGCAUCGCCCCACUUCGAAUUUUCUUCCGCUGCAGAGGAUGAGGAGCUGCUCGAGCACAAAACCAAUGUAUUCAAGUAUAGCAGCUACAACGGCCACACUGCCCCUCAGCCACAACAGCAUCAGGCAGUUCCGCCUCUGCUGCACUUCCACGGCAGCAAUUACCGCCAGCAGCCACCUGCCACGCCCUACGACGCCUACGAGCCGGCCAACUCGCUCAACGGCAGCGCCUACUCCAAUUCCGAUCGCGACGAUGGCUACGCGGCUAUGAGCGGUUAUGCCAAGGAUGAGGAUCUGGAGCUAGGCAUAGGCCCCAACUGUCUGGCGGAAGAUGGCAGCCUGCUUCAUGAUGAGUCGGCAGGAAACAAGGCAUUCCGAAAGCCCCGGCGGCGCAUCAAACGGAAGCCCAGCAAGUGCGAGGAAACGGAUGAGUUCAGCAACCAGCGGGUGAUGGCCAAUGUGCGGGAGCGCCAGCGCACACAGAGCCUCAACGAUGCAUUCAAGGCCCUCCAACAGAUAAUACCCACACUGCCCAGCGAUAAGCUGAGCAAGAUACAAACGCUCAAGCUAGCCACGAGAUACAUUGAUUUUCUCUGCCGCAUGCUCAGCUCCAGCGACAUAUCCCUGCUGAAGGCGCUCGAUGCGAGUAGUGGCAAUGGUCAAAAUGGAUCCAGCUAUGCCAGCACGCUUUUGAGCGCCGCCGCGAAUGGCGCCGAGGCUGAUCUCAAGUGUCUGCGCAAGGCGAAUGGUGCGCCAAUCAUACCGCCGGAGAAGCUGAGCUAUUUGUUCGGAGUCUGGCGGAUGGAGGGCGAUGCACAGCAUCAGAAGGCAUAGCAAAGGCCGUGCUGUCCAUGAUGCGGAUGCAAAUGCAGAUACGGAUACUGAUGCGGAUACGGAUAGUGAUGAUGCCAAUGUGGUUGUUUGGGGCUUCCAUAACGACGAGAAUUCCAUUGUGAGGGCGGCGAGCGGCCAGCACUUUUUAGCACUUUCCAUUUAGCUUACUAAGUAUAAUAAAUACUAUUUAAAAUUAUUUAAAGCGCCAAAAUGUUAACUC
Molecule: messenger RNA, 1675 nt
Organism: Scaptodrosophila lebanonensis
Lineage: Eukaryota; Metazoa; Arthropoda; Insecta; Diptera; Drosophilidae
Product: protein twist
Exons: 2
Coding region: 1-1455 (484 amino acids)
Biological process (GO): regulation of transcription by RNA polymerase II; developmental process
Molecular function (GO): protein dimerization activity; RNA polymerase II transcription regulatory region sequence-specific DNA binding; DNA-binding transcription factor activity, RNA polymerase II-specific
Source: RefSeq, a predicted model, not a curated record